ACAGUCGGUUCAUUCAACGCUCGGCGUCCAACCGAUCAAGUCGCUUUAUAAAGAGCGGAUCCAAAGAAAAAGUUCAGUAAAAUAUCUCGUGUGUGCAUCUCGCCUAGGAUUUUGCAAUCGUCGUUUCCCCCAGAGUUUAUAAAUACCAAUUCUACACACCGAAGUGCAAUUAAAACAACGUGAAUCAGGAAACAGUCUAUUCCGAAUUAUUUAAAUUCGCCGAGAAGUAUUUUUCUUGUACGUCGGAUAUAACUAGUAGCCUGCAGGUAUGGCUGAAGCCCAUGCCGCCGUGGCAUUCUCAUUUGCCAUCACCCACGAGGGCUUCGACAUCAACUAUGACCACGAGGUGCUCAAUUUGGUGUGGAACUCAGGAGUUCGCUCGUGGAAAAAGCGUUUGGCACGCGCUAGGAAUGGUGUGCGCAAUGGCGUUUAUCCGGCCCACAUUCAGAGUCUUUGGCUGAUCACGGCCAUCGCAAUGGGGCUACAUUUUGCAGGGUAUCAGGCUCCAUUCGAUCUGACCAAUCGGAUACUGGUUCACAUGAGUUCCAACACAAUUAACUGGCAGAUUGCUGCCUGCUUUUUGUCUGCAUUGGUGGUGUGGCUCUCCAUCUGCUUCACCAUGAGGUACACCCUCAAGUUGCUGCUCAUGUACAAGGGCUGGAUGUACGAGUCCAGAGCUCCCGGGAGUCGUGUCUCACUGCCCACCAUGUUGUGGGUGGCUGUGGUGCGAGUGCUCUCCAGCUGGAACAAGCCUGGUCUGUACAGCUUCCAGGGAUCUCUGCCUCGCUUGCCACUGCCCUCUGUUAAGGACACGAUGACACGGUACCUGAGAAGCGUUCGUCCCCUGCUGGAUGAUGAUAACUACACGCGAAUGGAGCGACUGGCCAAGGAGUUCGAGCAGACCAUCGGCAAAAAGCUGCAAUGGUACCUCAUCCUCAAGAGCUGGUGGUCCACCAACUACGUGUCGGAUUGGUGGGAGGAGUACGUCUAUCUGCGUGGUCGCAGUCCACUGUGCGUGAACAGCAACUUCUAUGGCACGGAUGCCAUCUUCAUGAACCUCACCGACAAACAGGCUGCACGAGCGGCCAAUGUGAUCUCUCUGUUGUUGAACUUCCGUCGAUUGAUCGAGCACCAGGAACUGCAGCCCAUCAUGGUCCAGGGCAUGAUUCCUCUGUGCUCGUGGCAAUACGAGCGUACCUUCAACACCGCACGUGUGCCCGGCCUGGAAACCGAUCGUAUUAUCCACUACAGGGACUCGAACCACAUUGUGGUUCUCCACAAAGGCUGCUACUACAAGAUGCCCAUCUAUUACAAGGGCCGCAUCCUGCGUCCUUGCGAGCUGCAAGUGCAAAUUGAGGAAAUCCUGAAGGGAAAGGCUACACCCGUGGAAGGGGAGGAGCACUUGGCUGCCCUGACCGCCUGGAACCGAUCCAAAUGGGCGGAGGCGCGCAACACGUUCUUCUCAUGGGGCGUUAAUCAUGUCUCCCUGCGAACCAUCGAGUCUGCAGCCUUUGUACUCUCCCUGGACGAUGAGCCCUUCGAGUUCGAUCUGGCCAAACCGGAGCUGCUGGACAACUUUGGCAAGAAGCUGCUCCACGGCAAUGGCUACAACCGCUGGUUCGACAAGUGCUUCACCGUCUGUGUGGGCACCAACGGACGCGUUGGCUUCAACGCCGAGCACACCUGGUCUGACGCCGCCAUCGCCUCACACAUGUGGGAGAACCUGAUCGUCGAUGAUCUUGUAUCGGAUGGAUAUGAUGAAACUGGUAACACCAAGGGCACACCUGAGUUCCAGCCACCUACACCCACUCGCCUUGCGUGGGAUCUCAAGCCAUGUCUGCCGCAGAUCGAGGAGGCCACCAUCGAUGUGACCAAGCUGAUCAACGAGGUCAAUCUGCGCAUUCUGGUGCACCAGGAGUACGGCAAGGGCUUCAUGAAGAAGUGUCGAAUCUCGCCCGAUGCCUACAUCCAAAUGGCCCUGCAGUUGGCCUAUUAUCGUGAUGCCGGCCGCUUCUCGCUGACCUACGAGGCUUCGAUGACCCGUCUUUUCCGCGAAGGAAGAACUGAGACAGUGCGUCCCUGCACCAUUGAGUCGUCUGCCUGGGUCAAGGCCAUGCAGAAUCCCAGUACAACUAACGAUGAGCGGGUGAAGCUGCUUCAGGAGGCCUGCGAACGGCAUCAACUGGGCUACCAGGAUGCCAUGUGCGGACGUGGAAUCGACAGGCACUUGUUCUGCCUGUACGUUGUAUCCAAGUACCUGGAGGUUGACUCUCCCUUCCUCAACGAGGUGCUCAGCGAGCCCUGGCGCCUGUCCACUAGUCAGACUCCCCAUGGCCAAACGCCGAAGAUGGACCUGAAGAAGCAUCCCAAUUGCAUCAGCGCCGGCGGCGGCUUUGGUCCCGUGGCCGAUGAUGGCUAUGGUGUUUCGUACAUCAUUGCCGGAGAGAAUCUAAUAUUCUUCCAUAUCUCAGCGAAGACCACGUGCCAGCAAACGGAUGUGCAUCGCUUCGCGCAGAACAUAUCGCAGGCUUUGGCCGACAUUCGCAGCAUGUUUGAGCAGCAUAUGAAGGACCAUCCGAAGCCCGCCAAAAAACUCACAAACGGCGCCUCCACAUAAUCCACUUAGUCCAAGUAGUCGAGAUUCUUGUUAGCAUUUGUUUUAACCUUUCCUAGUUGAUCGUUUUAAACACAUCUGAUACAUCCGUCUAGUGUAAGUUCCAAAUUAAGUGCAAAAGUCGUCGAGAGUUAUACACAUAAACAAUGCAAUUUUUUAUAAACAAUUGUGACUUGGCUGAUUUUAAGAUUUAGUCAUUAGGUACUUUUGCACAAUAUUUGAUGCUUCUCAAUCAAUUAGUUUGUAAUCGAAGAAAUCGUGUAAGCUUAAGUGCUAUAAAUAUAUUUCAGUUUAAGCAUA
Messenger RNA from Drosophila ficusphila, 2914 nucleotides. It is a transcript of the gene whd, whose product is annotated as carnitine O-palmitoyltransferase 1, liver isoform. Gene Ontology annotation, molecular function: carnitine O-palmitoyltransferase activity. The record is from RefSeq and is a predicted model, not a curated record. The coding region runs from base 269 to 2617 and encodes 782 amino acids. Lineage: Eukaryota; Metazoa; Arthropoda; Insecta; Diptera; Drosophilidae. Gene Ontology annotation, biological process: carnitine metabolic process; fatty acid metabolic process. Gene Ontology annotation, cellular component: mitochondrion. The transcript is spliced from 9 exons.